Astyanax mexicanus (Mexican tetra) is the source of this 3300-nucleotide messenger RNA. Its product is annotated as potassium voltage-gated channel subfamily A member 3. NCBI's taxonomy places the organism in Eukaryota, Metazoa, Chordata, Actinopteri, Characiformes, Acestrorhamphidae. Gene Ontology annotation, biological process: protein homooligomerization; potassium ion transmembrane transport. The record is from RefSeq and is a predicted model, not a curated record. Gene Ontology annotation, cellular component: voltage-gated potassium channel complex; membrane. Bases 503 to 1918 code for a protein of 471 amino acids. The transcript is spliced from 3 exons. Gene Ontology annotation, molecular function: protein binding; delayed rectifier potassium channel activity.
CACACACACACACACACACACUCUCUCACACUCUCUCUCACACACACUUACUUACACUCACACACACUCCCUGUGGUUAUUAAACGUGCUGGUGAAAAUGAACUAGUGAGAGUCUGAAAGCAGUCAGAUCAUGAAGAAAUAAAGACAGAGCCAUGGAUCCACACCCAGCUGCCUCCACACUACUGCUGACCCUAGUGUAGGAGGAGAAGAUUGCACUGACGACGACUGUUGUUGAUUGGCUGUUAGACUCCAAAUCAAAAGAAGAUAAUGAAGAUGACAGAAGAAGAGACUAAGAAAGAUAAUAACAAGACAAAAGACAAAGAGAUGAAAAACGAUGUCACUCGCAGAAGAUGGAGAUGAAAGAGAAUGAUAAUGAGAGGAAAGAAGAAUGUCUUAGAGAUACGAAACUCUACGAACGAAAGGCAUUGUUUAAUAGAUAUAUAACGGUAAUAUAGUUAAAACUGUAAUGCUGAAAAGUUCUACCUAUGGUAGUUAAAUAAAAAUGACAAAAGAGACUGAGAAGAAUAACAAAAACAGGGAGAUGAACCGCCAGCGAGAGCAGAAUGAUAAAGGAGGUAAGAAGAGAGAGAGCCGUCAGUCGGUGAGUGUACGGAGAGAGGGCAGGGUGGCGAGCGAGCGCUUGGUCAUUAACGUCGCCGGGAUGAAGUACGAAACCCAGACGCGAACUCUGGCCCGAUUUCCCAACUCGCUGCUGGGUGACCCUGAUAAACGGCUGAAAUACUUCGACCCGCUGCUGAACGAGGUUUUUCUGGACCGGAACCGAGCAUGUUUCGACUCCAUCUUAUACUUCUACCAGUCGGGCGGGCGGCUGCGGAGGCCGGCCCACAUUCCGCUGGACGUUUUCAUGGACGAACUGGACUUCUACGAGGUGGGCGAGGAGGCCAUGAGCCGCUUCAAACAGGACGAGGGGUUCGCCCAGGAGGAGGUCCGCCCCCUGCCCGACAGCUCGCUGCAGCGCCGCAUAUGGAUGCUGUUUGAGUACCCAGAAUCCUCUGGGGGAGCUCGCAUCAUUGCCAUCAUCAGCGUCAUGGUGAUCAUGCUGUCCAUCCUGAUCUUCUGCCUGGAGACGCUGCCGGAGUUCAGAGCGGAGAAGGAGCUGAGAGAGAAAGAGAGAGACGAACAGUACAUGGCUGGAAACUCCACCGGGUCCUUCUCCCCUUCGUUCACUCUGUUCCAGGACCCGUUCUUCAUCGUGGAGACCAUCUGUAUCUGCUGGUUCCUCUUUGAACUUGUGAUGCGUUUCCUGUCCUCGCCCAAUAAGCUUCAUUUCUGUAAGGAUGUGAUGAACGUGAUCGACUUGAUGGCCAUCCUGCCGUACUUCGUCACGCUGGGCACCGAGCUGACCAGGUCUAAAUCGUCCCUCGCCAUUGUGAGGGUCAUCAGACUGGUGCGAGUGUUCCGUAUCUUUAAGCUCUCGCGUCACUCCAAGGGUCUGCAGAUUCUGGGCCAGACCUUCCAGGCCAGCAUGCGGGAGCUGGGCCUGCUGAUCUUCUUCCUGCUCAUCGGAGUCAUCCUCUUCUCCAGCGCCAUCUACUUCGCCGAGUCCGACCACGAGGGCUCGUCCUUCGAGAGCAUCCCUCACGCCUUCUGGUGGGCGGUGGUCACCAUGACCACGGUGGGCUACGGCGACAUGUACCCCGAGACCGUUUGGGGGAAGAUGGUGGGCUCCAUGUGCGCCAUCGCCGGAGUGCUGACUAUUUCCCUCCCCGUCCCUGUGAUUGUGUCCAACUUCAGCUACUUCUACCACCGAGCCACGGAGUGUGUGGACAGCACCGAGUACACACACGUGAACACGGCGCUGUACAACGAGGUCGAGAACGGGGACAAUAAAGAAGAGGGGGAAGAUGGAGGGAAGAGGGACGGGGUCUGUCGCUCUAUGUGGGAAACAGACCUCUAGCCACACAAGUCUAAAUAUCCUACUGUAUACAAUUUAUUAUUUAUUAAAGCGAUAAUCUGGCCUGAAAUCAAACCUGUGAUGUUGUUGUGACCUGUUGGCUUCUUUAGUUUAGCACUGUAAAUAUAUAAAAAGCUCAACUUACGUACAACCAUUCACACUCAGAACUCAUCCAAACACUGGUGAGAAGCUGCAGCCAAUAGCGUACAGCGUACUCUCCACCGGAAACAACCGCACACCUGGAGGAGGACUGCAUCUGGCACUACAGCAUUUAUCCAGGACAGUGUGCCAGUUAAUACCUGGGAACAAUCAUACACACAUUUUAUACACACACAAACUUACUAACAUACAUACCAUACAUACACACUUUACACAUACACACCAGAUCAAUUUAGAGUAUCCAAUUUACCAGAUCAAUUUAGAGCAGGGGUGUCCAAACUACGGCCCGUGGGCCAUUUGCAGCCCGUUUCCUUUUUUGGAGCGGCCCACGAGGUAUUUUAGAAAUAGAAUGAAAGUUGGCCCGCUAUUAAGCAGGUUUUUAUAAUGUGAGAUUCAAAGUUUGAAUGCUAGGUGUCAGAAACGGGCCAAAGAGUCUAAAAGCGGAGAGAGUGCUCACUUGUAGCGCAAAAAACGGGCCGAAGAGUCUAAAAGCGGAGAGAGUGCACAUUUCUAGCGCAGAAAAACGGGUAAAGAGUCUAAAAGUUGCCAUAAUUAAGGAGUUUAAUAUUAAGAGACAUCAUGAAAUUAAACAUCAAAUGGAAAAAUCUUAGUUUACACAACACUGUCAAAGAUAAAGAUAGUUAGUCAAGUAAAAUGGUGUGUAAAUGAAAUAAUCAGGAAAAUGUAUUAUUUAAAGUGGUAUAUUUCAUUAUUUGUUUUAUUACAGAGUCUGUGGCCCGUGACUUCAAAUAUAUUUCUCCUUCUGGCCCCCCAACAAAAAAAGUUUGGACACCCCUGAUUUAGAGUAUCCAUUUUUUACCAGAUGAAUUUAGAGUAUCAAAAUUACCAGAUGAAUUUAGAGGAUUUAGAAACUCCACUCAGAUAGGGACUUGAACCCAAUACCUCAGUGCUGGGAGGAGAACGUGCUAACCACUAAACCACACUAAAGCUAUUAGAGGCUAAUGUAGCUAAAAGAAAAAGAAAAACAAACAAAAAAAAAAACUAAUGGAAGCCUAUAACCCACCAAUUAGCUUAAUGCUAACUGCAUGCUAGCUGCAUUAUAACACAGUAUUACUGUACUAUACAAUGUUGUCUAUAAACAUGGACUAAAGUCUGGAUGAUGCUGUUGUUAUGCAUGUGUUCUCUUUUUUAUUGCAUAUUAAAAAAAGUGUGUUUUAAAAAAGAACCCUUGGUUUAAUUUACUGUAAUGUAUUAUUAUUAUUUUU